AUGGGUAAUAAAAAUAAUCGUAUACAAGACGAAGAAGAGUAUAUAAAAGUUUAUUUGGAGUUAAAUUAAACAAAAUUAUCGUUGGAGUAAAAUUUAUAAGGCAAAGUUAUCUUCAAAGUUCCACCCUAAAUAUAAGGGUAGUUUGAUUUGAAUUUAAAGGUAUAUUUAUUUAUCCUAAUUAGAUUUAUGGUCUUGAAAAUGCUUAUUAUAACUUCAAAGAAAAAAAUAAAAGCCUUUAUUAAUAUUCUGUGAAGAAUCAUGAAUUCUUUGAGAAGACUGUAAACCUGGUUUAAAAUUAAAGGUAAAAACAUUAUUAAAUGCCAUUUAAGAAUUUAAGUUGACGAAUAUCUGUUCGUAGCCUUUGAUUGGAACCCAGAGAUUUCAAUUCCUUCUCUCGAUUACAAAUAUAGUGCUGACUUGAUAGUCUCUAGAGAGUAUAUAUUGGAGGCUAUAUUAAUUGUUAAAAAUUAAAGAAAUAAACAAUUAUUGUAGAAGUGCCAAUAAAAGAUUUUAAUUUAUAAAGAUUCUAAUGGAUUUAAAUAAUAACUGAGAUCUUUGAAAAAUUCUGAGAAAAAGAAUCAGAAAGUAGAUGCAAUAACAACAUAUAAAUGGUUUAGAUAACAAAAAGGGGUAAUAGAUUUAAUUCAAAAUUAGUUAGUUUUUGUAUCGUUUGAGGCUGAUAAAUCUGAAAUUGUUAAUGGGGAUUAUUUAAAUGUGACUGCAGACGUAGAUAACACGUUUGGAUAUCUAAAUAUAUAAUCUGCAAAAAUAUUAUUCUAUUUAGAAUUUAUUAUAAAAGAAAAGUUUUUAUAAGGAAUGCCUAAAGUAUUAAUGUGUGAAGAGAAGCUAGAAGAAAAAGAGCAGAAUAGAUAUUUUGGGAAGAUGAAUUUUUAAAUAACUGACAAAUUAAACCUACCUUAUGAAUCAGUUUCUGAAAGAGUAGGUUGCAGAUGUAUUGUCGUUUUAUAAUUGAUUUUUGAAUGUAAAAAUAUUACUAUUCAGCAGAACUUUGUUUAGGAUCAGGAGUUGAUAAUGUGGAAUUUAUACUCCCUUACAUGUAAUAUUGUAGAGACAAUAAGGACAAUGCAGAACCAUAUUUGGAAUGCUAGGCAGAAAUAAAAAACAUAGAUAGUCUCAACAAGUUUAUGAGUCCACAUUAUCAAAUUCUAUCUUAAAGACAAACAAUUUAAAUUGAGGAAAAAGAAUUUUUAUAGAAUAGAGAAACUAGAGUGGCAUAGGAAUCGUAAAUUCUCAUAAUGAAAGAAUGA
Molecule: messenger RNA, 1268 nt
Organism: Paramecium octaurelia
Lineage: Eukaryota; Ciliophora; Oligohymenophorea; Peniculida; Parameciidae
Source: the annotation of a GenBank genome assembly